Molecule: messenger RNA, 773 nt
Organism: Xyrauchen texanus (razorback sucker)
Lineage: Eukaryota; Metazoa; Chordata; Actinopteri; Cypriniformes; Catostomidae
Product: small integral membrane protein 19-like
Exons: 3
Coding region: 150-470 (106 amino acids)
Source: RefSeq, a predicted model, not a curated record
UUUUGAAGGGUACUACAGCGUCAUCUCUGCUUAACCGGAAAUGAAUGUGGAUUAUAGAGUCGCUGCUUUCAAUCAAAAUAAUCAACUGAGAUGCGAGUAUAGUGCAAUGCAUUUUCGCAUUUGAACCAAGGUGUAGUAAUUAAAUAACUAUGGGAGGGUACAGUGUGAUGGCAAAUGAGGAGUCACUUGAUUAUUCAGUGCAUGAAGCAUGGAAUGAGGCCACCAAUGUUUACCUUCUGGUUAUUUUGGUCAGCUUCGCCCUGUUGAUGUAUGCCAGAAAAAAUAAGAGGAAGAUCAUGCGUAUAUUUACGGUGCCACCGACAGUCGGAACCGCAGCAGAACCGAACUUCUAUGACAGUCUACAGAAAAUCCGACUGAGACAACAACUGGAAAUGUAUUCACAAGCUCGUAAAUAUGAUCAACAGCACCAACAGACGCAGUCUGACAGUGUGCAGCUGUCAAUGGAGUGAUCUCGCCAGAGGGGGCGCUCUUCACUCACCAAUGGUACUUAACUGAAAAAGACAAAACAAGCCGCAAAUGAGUGGACAUGCUACAAUUCGGAGAGACUGAGAAGUACUGGGGUUGACUGGGGGGGGGUUGACUGUUGAAUUUUGUUGACUGCUGAAGAGGCGUUCUUUUUAUUCACAUUCUUAACACAUUCUGAAGGAGAAGGUUACAUAAUCACACACACACACACACACACACACACACACACACACACACACACACACACACACACACACACACACACACAUAUAUAUAUAUAUAUAUAA